Molecule: messenger RNA, 2659 nt
Organism: Ornithorhynchus anatinus (platypus)
Lineage: Eukaryota; Metazoa; Chordata; Mammalia; Monotremata; Ornithorhynchidae
Gene: LARGE2
Product: LARGE xylosyl- and glucuronyltransferase 2
Exons: 14
Coding region: 1-2178 (725 amino acids)
Biological process (GO): protein O-linked glycosylation via mannose
Molecular function (GO): glucuronosyltransferase activity; xylosyltransferase activity
Source: RefSeq, a predicted model, not a curated record
AUGGUGUGGGAGCGGUUCUCCGGGGCCCGUGCCCCCUCCACGCCCCCUCCCGCAGACGGGCUGCCGCUGCCGCUGGCAUCCCCGGCGGUGCCCCCGGCGGUGCCCCCGGCGGCCCGGUGCCCCGGGCGGGCGUUGGGGGCGGCCCUGGAGGCCCGGGUGCGGGCGGCCGAGGAGGAGAACCGGCGGCUGCGGGAGGCGCUGGCCCAACGCGGGGACCCGGGCCCGCCCCACCACCAGCCCCCGCCCCCGGGGGAAGGCCACGACCACCCCUGCGCCCGGCAGGCCCAGGCCCUCAAGUGCCAGCUCCUGCACGUGGCCAUCGUCUGCGCCGGACACAACUCGAGCCGAGACGCGGUCACCCUGGUCAAGUCCAUCCUCUUUCACAGAAAGAACCCGCUGCACUUCCACCUGGUGACCGACGCCGUGGCCCGGCUCAUCCUGGAGACGCUCUUCCGGUCCUGGAUGGUGCCCUCCGUCCUGGUCAGCUUCUACGACGCCGAUGAGCUCAAGCCUGAGGUGGCCUGGAUCCCCAACAAGCAUUACUCGGGCAUCUAUGGGCUCCUGAAGCUGACGCUGCCCCGGGCGCUGCCCCCCGACCUGCCCCGCGUCAUCGUCCUGGACACCGACAUCACCUUCGCCUCCGACAUCGCUGACCUCUGGGCCGUGUUUUCCCGCUUCUCAGACAAACAGGUGAUCGGGCUGGUGGAGAACCAGAGCGACUGGUACUUGGGCAAUCUCUGGAAAAAUCACCGUCCCUGGCCGGCUCUGGGCCGGGGCUUCAACACAGGGGUGAUCCUGCUGCGGCUGGACCGGCUGCGACAGGCCGGCUGGGAGCAGAUGUGGCGGCUGACGGCCGAGAGGGAGCUACUCACCAUGCUGGCCACCUCCCUGGCCGACCAGGACAUCUUCAAUGCGGUGAUCAAGCAGCACCCGUGGCUGGUGCACCCGCUGCCCUGCUCCUGGAACGUGCAGCUCUCGGACCACACCCGCUCCGAGCAGUGCUACUCCGAGGUGUCGGACCUCAAGGUCAUCCACUGGAACUCGCCCAAGAAGCUGCGGGUGAAGAACAAGCACGUGGAAUUCUUCCGCAACUUGUACCUGACCUUCCUCGAGUACGACGGCAACUUGUUGCGCGGAGAGCUCUUCGGCUGCUCCGGCUCUCCCUCCCCUCCCGCCGCGGUCCGCCGCCCGGCGCAGUCGCAGCGGGCCCUGGACGAGCUGGACGAGGACGACGUCUGCUACGAGUUCCGACGCCAGCGGCUCACCGUGCACCGUGUGCACCUCACCUUCCUGCCCCACGAGCCCCCGGCGCCCCGGCCCCAUGACGUCACCCUGGUGGCCCAGCUCUCCACGGACCGGCUGCAGAUGCUGGAGGCGCUGUGCCGCCACUGGCCGGGACCCAUGAGCCUGGCGCUCUACCUGUCCGACGCUGAGGCCCAGCGGUUCCUGCGCUUCGCCCAGGCCUCGGAGGUCCUGGCCGCCCGGCGGGACGUAGCCUACCACGUGGUCUACCGGGAAGGCCCGCUCUACCCCGUCAACCUCCUGCGCAACGUGGCCCUGGCCCAGGCCCGGACUCCUUACGUCUUCCUCAGCGACAUCGACUUCCUGCCCGCCUACUCCCUCUACGACUACCUCAGGGCCUCCAUCGAGCAGCUGGACCUGGCCACGCGGAAGGCCGCUCUGGUGGUGCCGGCGUUCGAGACCCUACGCUACCGACUGAGCUUCCCCGCCUCGAAAGCUGAGCUGCUAACCCUGCUGGACGCUGGCUCCCUCUACACCUUCAGGUAUCACGUGUGGCCGCGGGGCCACGCCCCCACGGACUACGCCCGCUGGCGGGAGGCCCCGGCCCCGUACCGCGUGGCGUGGGCCGCCGACUACGAGCCUUAUGUGGUGGUGAGGAGGGACUGCCCCCGCUACGAUCCACGCUUCGUGGGCUUCGGCUGGAACAAGGUGGCUCAAAUCGUGGAGCUGGAUGCCCAGGAGUACGAGUUUCUGGUGCUGCCCGAGGCCUUUAUGAUCCACCUGCCGCACGCCCCGAGCCUGGACAUCUCCAAGUUCCGGUCGAGCCCCACCUACCGCCGCUGCCUCCGGGCCCUGAAGGACGAGUUCCACCAGGACCUGUCCCGCCGCUACGGCGCUGCCGCCCUCAAGUAUCUGACGGCCGAGCGGCGGCUCUGAGCGCCCUGCCUCCCCUCCGCCGUCCGGGGAAUCCUCCGGCGUCCCCCCCGCCCUCCCAGCCCCGCGGGGUCCUGGAGACAUCUCGGCCGCGAGAGGGAAGCCCGGGAGUUUGACCGGACCCCUCCCCCCGACCCCAGAGGGCUCGGGGGUCACGGCCCCCCGUCCACAGCCGAAGACUGCGUUGGUCUGGAAGCGGGGAGGACCUGCGCCGCGGACGGCGGGACGGGUCGGCGGCCCCGCGGGCCCCGGGGCCUCUAUUUAAAUUAUUUAAGGUGAUUCGAGUCGCCGUAAGAUGUACAUGAUCGUGCUGAGGCUCUGUGUGCCUGGAGCCCGGGCUGAGGCUGGACGGAGGGCGGCGGUCCGGGUUCUGCCUCCUUGUCACUCUCUGGUCCCCGGGCCCCCCUCCAUCUCCUUCCAUCCCCUUGCCCCUGCGUUGCACCGGAUCUUUUGUAAUUAAAGCUUUUCUAUUCUUUUCACGCUC